UCUCCCAUCUUGUUUGGUUAUAGCACAACUUUCCGUAGGAUAUGGCCUUUCUAACUAUUGUUAAUACCGUUACCGUUUUUGUACUUCACCUGCUAAAACCUGAACUGAAGAAAUGACUUUGUGUUGCUGUUUACUCUUUCCACUCUAAAUCAACAAAACUAAUUAAAUGAGCGUAAAUUUGUGGAGUGGGUUUGAUGAUACGGAUGUCCUUGCGGUUACUUAUAAGUUUUAGAAUAUGUAUGUACAUCGAAGCUGGUACACACUACUUGCUUACAAUUUUUUUUUCGUGGAACUCCUUGAAGUCCAAUUAUGGCAGAAAAUUUGAGGUGUUGCUAAGGCUUCAUUUAUUUGACAAAACUGCCUAUUGAAUACAUUCGCUGCUGGAAAUCUUGUCAAAAUAAGACCAGUAAAACAAAUGCCCUUGCAUCAUAAUCAUAAUCAUUUUCAUUGGACACUAUCUAGCGUUAUCUUGAUUAAAACAGCAUAUUUUGCUGGAUGUCCUUUCAGUUGCAAAGAUGUUCGUCAAAGCUUUGGUUGUUUUGGCCCUGGUGGUAUGCAUGGUGCAAGCUAAGCCCAGCUAUUUGGAACUGAGGCGUCGCGUAGAGGCCUUGGAAGAGGCAGUACGUCCCAAAAGGUUUACAAAAUGUGGUCGAGAUGUAGUAGGAGAGUGCAGGAAAAAACGCGACUGCGAUCGCAAUAAUGGUUUUAUUACCAAGGACGCUCAUUGUGACACUUUUGGUGAUGUGUGUUGUGGUUUUUUGAUCUCUACAGGUGAGGCCGGCCAGCACGUUGAAGAAAAAAGCUCAAGUUGUUGUUUCUAAACGAAAAAUAAUAAACGAGGUUUUGUGUGAAGAAAAAA
Nematostella vectensis (starlet sea anemone) is the source of this 859-nucleotide messenger RNA. RefSeq lists its product as uncharacterized. The record is from RefSeq and is a predicted model, not a curated record. Bases 516 to 821 code for a protein of 101 amino acids. Lineage: Eukaryota; Metazoa; Cnidaria; Anthozoa; Actiniaria; Edwardsiidae. The transcript is spliced from 3 exons.